ACACCCGGCCGCGCGCUCCCGCCGCUGCCCAUGGGCGCCGCCGGCUCCACCGCGCUCGCCCGCCUGGGCCUCCCCGAGCCCGGCCGCGCACGCUGGCUGGGGGUGGCCGCGCUGGGGGUGGCCGCCGUGACCCUGGGGGCCGUGGCCUGGCGCCGCGCGCGCUCCCGGCGGCGCCGGCGGCGGCAGCAGGUGGGCACCGUGGCGCAGCUCAGCAUCUACCCGCUCAAGUCGUGCAAGGGGGUGCGGGUGAACGAGGCCGAGUGCACGGCCCUGGGGCUGCGCAGCGGCCACCUGCGGGACAGGUUUUGGCUGGUCAUCAACGAGAAGGGGAACAUGGUGACAGCAAGGCAGGAGCCCCGUUUGGUGCUCAUUUCGCUGACCUGUGACGGGGACACGCUGACCCUCAGCGCCGCCUACACCGCGGACCUGCGCCUGCCCGCCAAGACGCCCAGCACCAACGCCCUGCGCGCCUGCAGAGUGCACGGCCUGGAGAUCCAGGGCCGGGACUGUGGCGAGGCGGCCGCCCAGUGGAUCACCAGCUUCCUGGACACGCAGCCCUACCGCCUGGUGCAUUUCGAGCCUCACAUGCUCCCGAGGAACUGUCAGCAGAUCGGGGACACGUUCCAGCCAGCAGACCAGGUGGCCUACUCGGACAUGAGCCCCUACAUGAUCCUCUCCGAGGCAUCCUUGGCGGAUCUCAACGCCAGGCUGGACAAGAAAGUGAAGGCCGCCAACUUCAGACCCAACAUCAUCGUCUCGGGCUGCGGGGUGUUUGCGGAGGACUCGUGGGACCGGCUUCUCAUUGGGGCCGUGGAGCUGAGGAGGGUGAGGGCCUGUUCCAGGUGCAUCCUGACCACCGUGGACCCGGACACCGGGGUCAUGAGCAGGAAGGAGCCCCUGGAGACCCUGAAGAGUUACCGCCUGUGUGAUCCUUCUGAGCAAAAGCUGUAUGGAAAAUCACCUCUCUUCGGGCAGUAUUUCGUUCUGGAAAACCCAGGAACCAUCACCGUGGGAGACCCCGUGUACCUGCUGGGCGAAUAACAAGAAUCUUCUGUCCUGGAAUAGACUGAGUGUCUUUAAAAAAAAAAAAGUGCCAACAUUUAAAGCACAGUGUUGUGGGGAGGGAGGGGACUGACACUUCUGCCUUUUCUUUAGAUCUGUGCUUUCUAAUUUUUUGCUUUUUCUGGAGGUGGGUGUGGGGGGCUUCCUGGUGUCUCACCGCUCCCAGCAGCCUGGCACCCAAAGCAGAGGGACUUAUUGGGACUUCAGGAAGUCACAUGGCAGAGAAGCAAGGAUUCCGAGCACUCCUCUUAACUACAGCUGUCAAUUAAUUCUUUCUCCUCUGUUCACUCUCAACGAGCUGACCUCCAUCAUCUUAAUCAUCAGGCCAGGGUGACAGCAAAGAGCAAGGCCCGGUGAGCCGGACGAAUGUUCGGGAAUGUUUCUUUUCAUUCCAUCCAUGUAUGGAAUUUCCUCCCAUACAUGGGCAGAGGAAUUAGAAAUUAACUCAUUCCUCCUGAGUGGGGCUGGAAACACACCUUGCUAUUUCUCCAGGAGUCCCAGGAGAACUUCUGAACUCAAGAGCUGUCCACUGGGAAAGAUGCUAGUUUUCUGUGGACCCCCCCUUUUUUUGGGGAUUGUUUUGUUUGGGGGCCACAUCCAGCAAUACUCAAGGAUCACUCCUGGUGGUGCGGUGUUGCUGUAUGGUAUACCAGGGGUUGAACUGGGUGGGCUGCGUGUAAGGCAAUGCUACACCUGCUAUACUCUCCUCUAGCCCCAUAAAAACAUGUCGUCUUAUAAACUAGCUUUCUUCAGUAAAAAAGUAGAAUCUUUUAAAUCCUUCUAAUUCUUAGGUUUAACAAUAAAUAAAAAUAUUUAGAAAUAAAAUUAGUUUUGUUUUUUGGGUCACACUCGGCAAUGUUCAGGAGUUACUCCUGGCUCUGCGCUCAGAAAUUGCUCCUGGCAGUGCUCAGGGGACCGUAUGGGGUGCUGGGGAUCGAACCCAGGUUGGACAUGUGAGGCAAAUGCUCUACAAACAUUUUAGAAAGGAAGUGGGGUGGCUUCCUGCUGUUUUCUGCUUCUCUGACCUAUGCAUUUGGUUUUCUAAAAGUCACCAGGAGCUGGCCACCCUGGCCAAGAGUACUCCUGUAUUCUGACUGGCUGUUUCUCCUUAAAUCUGGGCGGGCCAUAGCUGGAAGCCUGCGUCCUGAGCGGAGGGGAGAAGGCAGAUGGAAUAGAAAAGGGAUCACUAAGAAAAUGAUGGCUGGAGGAAUCAGUCAGGAUGUGAGAUGUGUGCCGAAAGUAGAUAAUGGACCAAACAUGAUGACCUCUCAGUGUCUGUAUUGCAAGCCAUAAUGCCCCAAAGUAGAGAGAGAGUAUGGGGAAUAUUGUCUGCCAUGGAGGCAGG
This is a messenger RNA of Sorex araneus (European shrew), 2407 nucleotides long. It is a transcript of the gene MTARC1, whose product is annotated as mitochondrial amidoxime reducing component 1. Gene Ontology annotation, cellular component: mitochondrial inner membrane. The transcript is spliced from 7 exons. NCBI's taxonomy places the organism in Eukaryota, Metazoa, Chordata, Mammalia, Eulipotyphla, Soricidae. Gene Ontology annotation, molecular function: molybdopterin cofactor binding; nitrate reductase activity; pyridoxal phosphate binding. Gene Ontology annotation, biological process: nitrate metabolic process. The record is from RefSeq and is a predicted model, not a curated record. Bases 31 to 1041 code for a protein of 336 amino acids.